Messenger RNA from Ictalurus punctatus (channel catfish), 807 nucleotides. Its product is annotated as insoluble matrix shell protein 4-like. NCBI's taxonomy places the organism in Eukaryota, Metazoa, Chordata, Actinopteri, Siluriformes, Ictaluridae. Gene Ontology annotation, biological process: dentinogenesis; odontoblast differentiation. The record is from RefSeq and is a predicted model, not a curated record. Gene Ontology annotation, molecular function: collagen binding. Gene Ontology annotation, cellular component: cytoplasm; nucleus. The coding region runs from base 1 to 807 and encodes 268 amino acids. The transcript has a single exon.
AUGUUGGACACUCGAGACUCCCAUAACUCUGGAGACUCAUAUAACUCUGAAGACUCCUAUAAAUCUGGAGACUCCCAUAACUCUGGAGACUCCUAUAAAUCUGUAGACUCCCAUAACUCUGGAGACUCCUAUAAGUCUGGAGACUCCUAUAACUCUGGAGACUCCCAUAAACCUGGAAACUUCCAUAAGUCUGGAGACUCCCAUAAAUCUGGAGACUCCCAUAACUCUGGAGACUCCAAUAACUCUGGAGACUCCAAUAACUCUGGAGACUCCCAUAACUCUGGAGACUCCCAUAACUCUGGAGACUCCCAUAAACCUGGAAACUUCCAUAAGUCUGGAGACUCCCAUAAAUCUAGAGACUCCCAUAACUCUGGAGACUCCCAUAAAUCUGGAGACUCCCAUAAGUCUGGAGACUCCCAUAAAUCUGGAGACUCCCAUAAAUCUAGAGACUCCCAUAAAUCUAGAGACUCCCAUAACUCUGGAGACUCCCAUAAACCUGGAAACUUCCAUAAGUCUGGAGACUCCCAUAAAUCUAGAGACUCCCAUAACUCUGGAGACUCCUAUAAGUCUGGAGACUCCCAUAAGUCUGGAGACUCCCAUAAGUCUGGAGACUCCCAUAAAUCUGGAGACUCCCAUAAGUCUGGAGACUCCCAUAAGUCUGGAGACUCCCAUAACUCUGGAGACUCCCAUAAAUCUGGAAACUUCCAUAAGUCUGGAGACUCCCAUAACUCUGGAGACUCCCAUAACUCUGGAGACUCCCAUAACUCUGGAGACUCCUAUAAAUCUGGAGACUUCCGUAAAUGUUAA